This is a messenger RNA of Malaya genurostris, 1141 nucleotides long. It is a transcript of the gene Echs1, whose product is annotated as probable enoyl-CoA hydratase, mitochondrial. Gene Ontology annotation, cellular component: mitochondrion. The coding region runs from base 100 to 969 and encodes 289 amino acids. The record is from RefSeq and is a predicted model, not a curated record. Gene Ontology annotation, biological process: fatty acid beta-oxidation. Gene Ontology annotation, molecular function: enoyl-CoA hydratase activity. Lineage: Eukaryota; Metazoa; Arthropoda; Insecta; Diptera; Culicidae. The transcript has 2 exons.
CUCAGUCAAAUAAAGCUAGCAAUAGUACAGUGUGUUGGGUGUGCUCUUUGGAACAAGCUCUACUCCAAGAACAAGUUUGAUAUCACGGCAGAGAUUAAAAUGGCCAAUAUUGGAAAACUGUUCGCUAGCGGUUUGGUGAAAGCUGCAAAUAUCAACAACGUGCGAUUCUAUUGUUGCGCUUCUCCAAAGACACUGGAAUUCAUUAAAACAGAGUUAGUAGGGGAGAAGAAGAAUGUUGCUCUGAUUACAUUGAAUCGCCCAAAGGCGUUAAAUGCGCUUUGCAACGGAUUAAUGGACGAAGUAAGUCAAGCACUAGACAAGUUCGAAGCUGAUGCUUCCAUUGGAGCAAUCGUGAUUACUGGCAGCGAGAAGGCGUUUGCGGCUGGAGCUGACAUAAAGGAGAUGCAGAAUAACACAUAUGCCAAGUGCAUCACCGGAAAUUUUCUGAACAAUUGGACCCGUGUUGCAAAAGCUCAAAAGCCUGUCAUUGCAGCUGUGAACGGUUACGCUUUGGGUGGAGGCUGCGAAUUUGCAAUGAUGUGCGACAUCAUUUAUGCGGGUGACAAGGCUAAGUUUGGGCAACCGGAAAUAGCUCUUGGAACGAUCCCCGGUGCUGGUGGUUCUCAGCGCACCACACGUGUAAUGGGUAAAUCCAAGGCCAUGGAAAUGUGUCUCACUGGUAAUAUGAUAAGCGCUGAAGAAGCCGAACGUGCUGGACUAGUUAGUAAAGUUUUCCCUACUGACAAAGUUGUUGAUGAGGCAAUCAAACUGGGUGAAAAAAUUUCUACUUUUUCACCAUUGAUAGUACAACUAUGCAAGGAAGCAGUAAAUACAGCUUAUGAAACCACACUAAAUGAAGGAUUGAAAUUCGAAAGACGUCACUUUCACGCAACUUUUUCAACCAAGGAUCGCCUUGAAGGCAUGACUGCUUUCGUUGAAAAGCGUGCACCACAGUUUACCAGCGAAUAAAGAACAAUCUACGAAAUGCGAUACUCAGGAAUUUUUCGUAUGAGCCUGCCUAAAUAAGUGAUCACCACUAUAUGCAUUUAUUAGUCAUAAAUCAAGAUAAUGCAUAGCAUUUUUGUAAUACAACGAAUGUCGAAGACAAUUAAAGCAAAAGUGAUCUUGCUAACUGAUGAAA